AUGAAACAAACGACAUUAAAUUUUGGAGGAGCAACGGUAAAGCCAAUAAAACAAAAAAUUGACCCCAUUGUUCUUGAUAUACCAAAGGACUCAACAAAUCCCGAUUACUCAAAGAUAUACGAAGAUGUUGAACACUUUAAAGCCUGUUUAGAGCCUUCAUGGAGAGAAGCACUUAAAGACGAAUUUACAAAACCAUAUUUACCGCAGCUCCUUCAAAAAAUUAAGUCGCGUCCAAACCAAGUAUUUCCGCCAAAAGAAGACGUAUUGAAUGCAUUUAAAUACUGUCCAAUAAACAGUGUAAAGGUAGUUAUUAUAGGUCAAGAUCCGUAUAAAAACCAAGGAGAAGCUCAUGGUUUAUCAUUUUCAGUUCGAAAAGGAGUAAAUGUUCCACCAAGUCUUAAAAACAUAUACAAAGAGAUAAAGCGUACAUACCAAAAUGAUUUUAUCAUUCCAAAACAUGGAUAUCUCGAGAAUUGGGCAAGACAAGGAGUAUUACUUCUCAAUGCAACAUUAACACUUGACGAAGGCAUGUCUCGUAGUCAUGAAAAGUAUGGUUGGUCAAACUUUACAUCAGCCGCUCUUGCAGCUCUUAAUAAAAAUGUUCAACACGUUGUAUAUUUAGCUUGGGGUAACGAUGCAGCGAAACUUACCUCUCAUAUAGAUAGAGAAAGGAACUUGGUUCUGGUUGGUGGGCAUCCUUCUCCGUUAAAUAGAACAAAUCCGUUUUCUGGUUGUGAUCACUUCAGGAAAGCUAAUAAAUACCUUGUUGAGAAUGAAAGAACACCUAUCAAUUGGAAUGCUAUUAAUGAAUAA
Trichomonas vaginalis G3 is the source of this 813-nucleotide messenger RNA. RefSeq names its product base-excision repair protein, uracil DNA glycosylase family 1 subfamily. The record is from RefSeq and is a predicted model, not a curated record. Gene Ontology annotation, biological process: base-excision repair; base-excision repair, AP site formation via deaminated base removal. Lineage: Eukaryota; Parabasalia; Trichomonadida; Trichomonadidae. Gene Ontology annotation, cellular component: nucleus; mitochondrion. The transcript has a single exon. Gene Ontology annotation, molecular function: uracil DNA N-glycosylase activity. The coding region runs from base 1 to 813 and encodes 270 amino acids.